CCUCUGACAGCCGCUCAUGGAUCUGCUCCCUUCUUUCACAAACACGGAAGCAGCAUGGCGUCCAACAUCAACGGCGGCAGCUCCGACAGGCAACGGAUUGCACAGCAAAGACUGAGGAUAAUUGCCGGGCAUUUACAGAGACCGGUGGACGAUGAAUCGGCCAUCGUAGCCGCGGAGUGCAAAGACCAGGGGAGCAAGCCAGAUGCCUCCAGUGAGGGGAAGACGGUGCCGAGGAGGAGGCAGGAGAUUAUGAAAUGGAACGGGUGGGGAUACAGCGAUUCAAGAUUCCUCUUCAAUAAGAAAGGUCAAGCAGAAUUCACUGGCAAAAGGUAUAGACUAAGUGGCAUGAUCAUCCCUGGUCUGAAAGAUUGGUUUGAAAGCACGUUUGGAGCCAGUCUGCAUCAUAAAACACCAGCAACACCCCUUCCGAAUACCAGUGCAAUACAGCCUCCCACUCUUAACGAGGCCUUUGUUGAGGAUCUGAAAUCCACAGGUAUUCCCUUCUCUCACGAUGCAGAGGACCGGGUAUUUCGCGCCCACGGCCAUUGCUUACACGAGAUCUUUGCCCUCCGAGAAGGGAAAUUUGGUCGUGUUCCAGAUGUGGUUGUAUGGCCAAACUGCCACAAUGAUGUAGUGAAAAUUGUGGAACUGGCAUGUAAACAUAAUGUUUGUUUGAUACCAUAUGGAGGAGGGACCAGUGUCUCUAGUGCUCUUGAGUGCCCCCCAGAGGAAACUCGCUCUAUUGUCUCUCUGGAUACCUCACAGAUGAACCGCAUUCUGUGGAUUGACGAGAAAAAUUUAACUGUCCAUGUGGAAGCUGGCAUCGUUGGUCAGGAUCUCGAGAGAUUGCUAAAUGAGAGUGGUUACUGUACAGGGCAUGAGCCUGAUUCCAUGGAGUUCAGCUCCCUGGGUGGCUGGGUAGCAACCAGAGCAUCAGGCAUGAAGAAGAACAUCUAUGGCAACAUUGAGGACCUGGUCGUGCACGUAAAGAUGGUGACCCCUCGAGGUGUCAUUGAAAAGAGUUGUCAGGGCCCACGUAUGUCCACGGGGCCAGACAUUCACCACUUCAUCAUGGGCUCAGAAGGAACCCUGGGUGUGGUUACUGAGGUGACGAUGAAGAUUCGUCCCAUGCCAGAGUAUCAGAAAUAUGGCUCUGUUGUUUUCCCUAAUUUUGAGCAGGGAGUGGCCUGUCUUCGAGAGGUAGCCAGACAGAGGUGUGCUCCCGCAUCUAUACGACUCAUGGAUAAUGAACAAUUUAAAUUUGGUCAUGCCCUGAAGCCUCAAGUGUCUUCAAUUUUCACAUCCUUUUUGGACGGGCUGAAGAAAUUUUACAUCACCAAGUUCAAAGGGUUCGACCCCAACUGCUUGUGUGUGGCCACCCUGCUGUUUGAGGGAGAUCGUGAGAAGGUCCUGCAGCAUGAGAAGCAAGUUUAUGACAUAGCUGCAAAAUUUGGGGGCCUGGCAGCUGGAGAGGACAAUGGGCAAAGGGGCUAUAUGUUGACCUUCGUCAUCGCUUACCUCCGGGACCUGGGGAUGGAUUACUAUGUGAUCGGGGAGUCCUUUGAAACCUCUGUGCCUUGGGACAGGGUGCUGGACAUUUGCCGGAAUGUAAAGGAACGCAUUGUUCGAGAGUGUAAAGAGAGAGGAGUGCAGUUUCCACCAUUAUCCACAUGCAGGGUCACUCAGACGUACGACGCUGGUGCCUGUGUCUACUUUUACUUUGCCUUCAACUACAGGGGACUCAGUGAUCCAGUACAUGUGUAUGAACAAGUGGAGCAUGCAGCUAGAGAAGAAAUCCUUGCCAAUGGAGGGAGCUUGUCACAUCACCAUGGAGUGGGGAAACUUCGGAAGGAGUGGAUGAGAGAGACCGUCUCCAAUGUCGGCAUGGGGAUGCUCAAGUCUGUCAAGGACUAUGUCGACCCCAAUAACAUCUUCGGCAACAGGAACCUCCUCUAAUUUUCUGUUCCUGUCCAUCUUUAUCUCACGUUUUUCUAAAAGCAUCUUGUGCAUUUUGGAUUAAUAGAUACUAAAUGUGAAUUUAAAAUGGACAGAGAUAUUGUCUUUCUCAUCAAGUGUCAUUCGGUGCCAUUUACUGAUUCACCCAAUCCUUUUCUUUUACAUUAUGUUGCACUUAAUAUGCUGUAACAAUCAUUGUCAUUCAUGUUGAAGCUCAUUUUUCGCUGCUGUGUCGUGGCCUCAGCUUGUUGGAGCGAUGGCCACGAUGCAUCCUGACAUGAAGCAACAAAACCUUUGGGUUUUGUCAUUAUUUGCUUUUGUUGAACCUUUUCCUAAAUGUCCUUGCCAACAUAGUUAACCCUUAAAUUUGUUUUUAUUUUCCUCUCGUGUGUGUGUGUGUGUGUGUGUGUGUGUGUGUGUGUGUGUGUGUGUGUGUGUGUGCGUGUGUGUGUGUGCGCGUUUGUGUGCGUGUGUGUUUGUGUGCGCUUGUGGCACUUCUUUAGUGGUAAGUUCUAGAUGAAUUCGCUUUCUAAAGCUCUGUGCCUUUCUAAAGCUUUUGUCUGCCUUCCCCUUCUCCUACUGCACACUCUGCUGUUGUACAGUGAGUCCCUUCGUGAAGCAAAACAGACUUGGACAUGAUAUUUUAAGUGUCUCCUGUUUGUCUUUGUCAUGCCCUCAUGCCUUUUGUUGUACUGACCUAUUGCCAUAAGAGACUUUGUUGACUGUAUGUGUGUGUGAGCCUCUGCUGACAAAUUUGUUCGACUAAACACCCCACACCUUCAGCCCCACUAAAAUUUAAAGACCCUUAGAAGUACAGUAUGGUUUCAAACAGAGAUAUUCCUUAUGUGUUUAAUUUUUGUACAGAAAUCGUUUUCCUUGCAUGAUUUGUUACUGAGAAAGUGACGUGGGAAAAAAAGCCAUUGCGUUUUUCGAUCAUGCCUGCUUCAGUCUGACCACGUUUGCAAUUUAAGGCCUCUGGAUCCCGGUGCUGACGUUGUACCAAAGACAACACAUCAGACCAUGCAGACAUACUGUAAACACCUGUUUGACUGUAUGUAACCGCCACAUUCACACACAUUCACAUCAUGCACAGCUAAACUAGAUGUUUUUUAAAAAUCCGCAUAUGCAAAGAUAACCCCUUCUGUGAGCUGUAAAAUAUAGAUAUCUGUGACUGUUACAUGUGCUAAAAAUUUCUAUUAAACUAAAUUACAUCAUCUUUCUUAUGUUAAAGAAACUGCAUUUGAAUUAUUUCUGCUCCAUAUAAUUGGUGUUGCCCAGAAAUUCCUCACCUGCUGAGUUAGUUGACCUUGUUAAUUUAUCUGUAUUGUGUAAAAGCUUUUUGGAACGGAUACUGUGUAGUACUGCAAUUUGAUACCAGACUCGAACCACUUAAGUCCUCAUUUUGAAGCCAAGUUUAGCUUUAAUGGAGCUGUUUGCUGAGGAAUCUUGCUUUUUUUUUUCUCCCUCUGAUCUGUUCUUCACAUUUUUCCAGGACCACAAUGUCCUUUUAAUUCUUAAUAUUCCCCCACAUAAAAAGACUCAUUUGGGAUCCACUAUCUGACAUUUAACCCCCGUGGCAAAAAUGUGCAAGAACUUUUGAAUAUU
Molecule: messenger RNA, 3561 nt
Organism: Xiphias gladius (swordfish)
Lineage: Eukaryota; Metazoa; Chordata; Actinopteri; Istiophoriformes; Xiphiidae
Gene: agps
Product: alkylglycerone phosphate synthase
Exons: 20
Coding region: 55-1956 (633 amino acids)
Biological process (GO): lipid biosynthetic process
Molecular function (GO): alkylglycerone-phosphate synthase activity; FAD binding
Source: RefSeq, a predicted model, not a curated record